Malaclemys terrapin pileata is the source of this 591-nucleotide messenger RNA. It is a transcript of the gene TRAPPC2L, whose product is annotated as trafficking protein particle complex subunit 2L. The record is from RefSeq and is a predicted model, not a curated record. The coding region runs from base 49 to 468 and encodes 139 amino acids. The transcript has 5 exons. Gene Ontology annotation, biological process: endoplasmic reticulum to Golgi vesicle-mediated transport. Gene Ontology annotation, cellular component: TRAPP complex; cytoplasm; nucleus. Lineage: Eukaryota; Metazoa; Chordata; Testudines; Emydidae.
GAAGCGUCCGCCUGAUCACGUGAUAGGGGAGGGGCGCCGGCGUCCAAGAUGGCGGUGUGCAUCGCCGUGAUCGCCAAGGAGAACUAUCCCCUGUACAUCCGAAGCAUCCCAACAGAAAAUGAACUGAAGUUCCAUUAUACAGUGCACACUUCCCUGGAUGUUGUGGAUGAAAAGAUCUCUGCCAUGGGGAAGGCCCUUGUGGAUCAGAGAGAGCUCUAUCUGGGACUUCUGUACCCAACAGAAGACUACAAAGUAUAUGGCUACGUGACAAAUUCCAAGGUGAAGUUUGUUAUGGUGGUAGAUUCUUCAAACACAGCACUUCGAGACAAUGAGAUCCGCAGCAUGUUCCGAAAGCUGCAUAAUUCAUACACAGAUGUAAUGUGCAACCCCUUUUAUAACCCUGGGGACUGCAUUCAUUCCAGGGCCUUUGAUAAUAUGGUGACCUCCAUGAUGAUGCAGGUGUGCUGAAGCUCCAGCUAUUCUCUUUGAGUUUGAGAACAUUCUCCAUUGUACAGAAGUGUAUCUAGGAAGCUGUGUGUAUAUAUAGUCUUUAAACUUGUUCUGUGUAAAAUAAACCUACUGCUGUUUGGA